Molecule: messenger RNA, 1030 nt
Organism: Linum trigynum
Lineage: Eukaryota; Viridiplantae; Streptophyta; Magnoliopsida; Malpighiales; Linaceae
Source: the annotation of a GenBank genome assembly
CCCGUCUUUCACUCGGAAGCCAGCACGUGAAACGGCGUCGUACGAAGUGUGGAAAACGCAGUUAAAAUUGGAGUGAGCGAGAAAUGGCAGCGAAACCUACACGAGUUUGUUGCCGGGGAGGGAGCACCGGAUUUGGGAAGAGAGUGUGAGAGAUAGAGAACCCGAAGCUCAAUCGCCACCUUCCCUCCGUCUAGGGUUUUCGAUUCCUCCCACGGGGAUCUAUGGCGACGGCGAACUCGAAUCGGCAGCAGAAGCAGAGACAGCCGGCGGCGGCGGUGGUGAAGCGGAAGCCGGUGUUCGUGAAAGUCGACCACCUGAAGCCAGGGACUAAAAACCACAACCUGAUCGUCAAGGUCUUGUCCUUCGACACCGUCCUCGAGAAGGGUCCCCGGCCAGCGGCGGUAGCAGCGUCUCAGCGCCUCCGCAACACUCGCAUCGCCGAGUGCCUCGUCGGCGACGAGACGGGAACUAUCCUCCUCACAGCUCGCAAUGAGCAAGUUGACUUGGUGAAGCCUGGUACCACGAUCAUAAUCCGGAACGCAAAGAUCGACAUGUUCAAGGGAUCCAUGAGGCUGGCUGUAGACAUAUGGGGUCGCAUCCAAGUCACGGAACCUGCUAACUUCGCGGUAAAAGAGGACAACAACCUGUCGCUCGUGGAGUACGAACUCGUGACUGUUGCUGCAGAUGAGUAGAGCGGAUUGUUUUCACGGUGGUGGCGAUGUUCAUCUUAGGGUGGGGUUAUAUCAAAUCUCUAGUGGCAGGAUCAAUAGUUUUUUUGGGUUCUCUCUUUCAUUUGUUGUCCUGAGGUGGUAAAUGCUAUUGGGAGUGUAUCGAUCUUGUUUCGGAGCAUGGUUUUGGUAUUCUGGACCUCCCUAAUGCUGGUUUCAGCAUCUGGUAAAUUUAACUAGCUGAGCUUAAGCCUCUUUGGUGUUAAAGCUGUUGAUAGUAAGAAUGCUCUGUGUUCAGUUGAUCGCCUAAGUGACUAUGUCCUCCAGUUUUGAAACAUGAACAACAAACGGGUCGUGUCAUU